AUGCAGAAGUCUGGCACGACACCCACCAGCAGCAGCACGCCCUUCUUCUCGAGCUCCUUCUUCUCGUCCUCCUCAACGACAAAGUCCCGUCCUGGGACCGCAUCUGGCGACCCUCCCUCGUCCUCCUCCUCCUCCCAGCUGCCGCCGCCACCGCCAUUGUCGCAACACAAUACCCUCACCAAAGACCGAAAAGGAUCUUUUGGCCGCAAGACGUCUUUCAGCUCGCCCUCGAAAGCAUCCAAGCGCCGCGCGAACAGCAGCUCAGGAGGCGGUUUCAAUGUCAUAGUCACCGACAGCAAAGUACCUCCCGCCCUGCCGGACUUUGCGCUCGCUGCUGCUGCCAAGAUCUCGAAGGACACCGAUGCCAUACAAAGCCCGGCGAGCGCCGACAGCUUCUCCAAGAUGCUCGGCAGAACGCCCACCGGACAGAGCAGCAUGAACGACAGGCUGGCGGCACCCCUCAGCGCCAACGCUGGCAUGUGGGCUGGCAGCGAGGCCGCCGUUGUUCACCUCCAGAUUCAAGAGCUCGCGAAGAAGCGCAUGGCGACUCUGGAGUACCUGCGUAAAGCACACGAAUCGCGUCUUUACUGGUUCAACACUGUCGUCUUCGAACGAAGCGACCUGCAACGAUUCCCGUACUUCGAUCCCCGAAAACUCGCGCGACGCGCCACGAACUAUCUCCUUCUCGGCUUGUCGCUACCCACAGUCGCAGACCUCAACUCGAACACACCACUCGACUUUCUCCGCAGUCUCAACGUCCUUCUUCAAGAGUUCGAGUCCUUCCAACAAUUACACGGUGAGGCCGGUUCGUCGACAAGCUCGCUGUCACGCGCCCGGCUGCCGCAGAUGUUUCGCCGGGGUCCCGUUGGCAAGUCGAGACGCAGCAAUAGCGGCGCCAACGACAUUGGCGUGCCCAUGGAUGACGCCAUGAGCGGAGGAAUCGGUGGCACGCAAAACGCAAACGUCGUCAACUUUGCGCAUAGCGAAACAGACCUCUUGCCCGGCGAAGAGUACACGCUUCUUCUUACGCCAGCGCUGCCUUUUGAGCCCGAUUACUUUGAGACGUUCGCGACGCUGUGCGACGUGCUUAUUGACACAUACACAAAAUUACUCAGCCUGAUGCCCACCCCUGCGGUCGCGACAGCGCCAGUGGGCGAGCUAUUCGCCAAGGUCGAUGGUAGGGUGCGCAAGAUCAUCGUCCAGGGUGCAGUCAAGGAGUUCGAGGACCAGAGCAGGGCUCACGCCAAAACAGAGAUGGCGAACAUCAGUAAAGUGGUGCUGGGAGGAUUGAUGUAA
Molecule: messenger RNA, 1296 nt
Organism: Verticillium nonalfalfae
Lineage: Eukaryota; Fungi; Ascomycota; Sordariomycetes; Glomerellales; Plectosphaerellaceae
Exons: 2
Coding region: 1-1296 (431 amino acids)
Source: RefSeq, a predicted model, not a curated record